Molecule: messenger RNA, 1499 nt
Organism: Zerene cesonia (dogface butterfly)
Lineage: Eukaryota; Metazoa; Arthropoda; Insecta; Lepidoptera; Pieridae
Product: ropporin-1-like protein
Exons: 10
Coding region: 12-1211 (399 amino acids)
Source: RefSeq, a predicted model, not a curated record
CAGACAGCAAAAUGCCAGAGUUAAUAGAGCAAAUGUAUUGCUCGCAGCAGAUCGUGAUUCCGCCGAAAUUUCCUUAUAUUCUAAAAAGGUAUUGUAAAGCGGCCAUAAAAACCCAACCUUAUGACCUUCUGCGAUGGUCCUUCGAGUAUUUUACGGCGCUGGCCGAGAAGAGACCACCUCCAGUGAAGCUGAGGUUGGAGUACCCUGUCUAUAGCACGGAGGGGGGGUUGAGUAGGGGAUGCUUGAAGGUUCUUGCGUGCCAGCUUGGCAGCUCCACAGUGCUACCCUUGAAGUCGGUGAAACGUGCUUGGAGGGGUUUCUGCCUGGACCCCCUCGAGCUGAAGCGGAUAUUCUGCCUCUGCGAGGUCUACAUGAGGGAGGAUGUGGUGUCGUACUUCCAUUUUAUUGCGGUAGCGGGCGGGCUUUUAACUAAGUCUCUGACCCACACGAUGAUACUCCUCUGCGAGACGCUUACGAAGGAACCAGACGGCGGUUCGGCCGCCAUUCCGGUCCAGGAUUUCCUCAUGAUGUACCGGUUCCUGGCUGCGAUGGACGCCUCGAAGGAUGUGAAGUAUAUGGACGGGUAUCGUGAAGGUGACUCUUCUAAAAAAGAAGAGAGUAUUGAAGAAGAGGAAGAAAUUAGUCAAGAAGAGAACGCAGCUCAGGAUGAGAAAAAACUUCGCGAGAUGAGCGGUUCGAAAAUUGGUCUCGGCGAAUCGAAAAAGGACGGCAUGGUGGCCGGGCGCCAAAUGUCGACAACUAGCGGCGAGUUUAUUGUACAGCAUAUUGAAAAAGACAUCAUGGACUAUAUCAAUGAGCAGAUUGCUAUUCUGCCUGACCCUGACCUGAAGAAGAAGAAGGCGAAACCGGAGGAGGUGGCCAUGAUCCGCGACAUCCUGGAGACGUUCCUCGAUGAGAACAUGGACAUCAUAGCGCCGGAGGUUGAGGAGGCGGAGGCUGAGGAACAACCUAUACCUGAAAUAACAGUGGUGUACGCAGUGCCUGGUAUAGGUCCACCUGUCGAUCUAGAUAUAAUUGAGGACUUUGAGAACUACAUUCUGGAAGUUUCCAAGGUGCAGGGGGACGUGGUGAUGCCCAGGAACAUCAGGCACUUCAUGUGUCCACCUCUGGAGAAAUAUGAAGAGUAUAAAUAUGAAGAGUCGGCACCAAAGAAGGAAGAGGUUCCAAUGACGGGUGUCAUUACUGAUUGAAGGAGAGAGUUGAAAUAGUUGAAAUGCACUGUCCCUCUCUAACGCAACUUUUGAUAUUUUUAUUACUUGUAUUGAAUAACUUUUGUUUGCAAAACAAAAAAAAAUCGCAAUUUAAUACAAAUCAUGAUUUUAUAGCAAAAAAAAUCUUCUCAAGCCACAUUAUUAGUGUUAUUUGAAAUAAUUGUUAAAAUCGAUAUAGUAAUUUCACUGAAAAAGGAGGGAAAGGUUAGCAGAUAUGUAGAAAGUGUUUAGUAAUUAAAUCACAUUUUAAAUCCGUUAAAUAAGGUA